This is a messenger RNA of Coccomyxa subellipsoidea C-169, 216 nucleotides long. RefSeq lists its product as hypothetical. The coding region runs from base 1 to 216 and encodes 71 amino acids. The record is from RefSeq and is a predicted model, not a curated record. NCBI's taxonomy places the organism in Eukaryota, Viridiplantae, Chlorophyta, Trebouxiophyceae, Coccomyxaceae. The transcript is spliced from 2 exons.
AUGGCGUUCGCAAGGUCGGUCAUGCCAAAGCCGGUGAGGCUGGGAACUUUCACGCAGUACUGGGAGCCGGGAGCGCAACCUGACAAGGUCCGGCAGCUGUAUCAGGCGAAUGUGGAGAGCCAGACGCCCUGGAUCGUGCCAUCCAGUGAUGAGGUGCCGGUGCUGAGGGACCGCCCAGAAUGCCGUGUGAAGAAGUGUGAAGAAUGUGAGAUCUAA